CCAGGAGGAAAAUCCGGGAAACCAGUUUUUUCAAAUCCGUCCUGAGUUUAAAGCUGUUCAUCUGAUAUGGCUACCGUAGAGACUAAAAUCCAUUUUCUUCUUCUCCAAUGGGGAUUCAUCAUAGCUAGCACAGUAAAUUUGCUAGUAAGCGAAUGUGGAGGACCGAUAAAUUGUCUUCUUUAUCCAUUUUUGUGUGGAACACUUCCUGUUGGCUGCUUAUUGUUGGUUCUAGAGAGGUUUGAAGAACAUUCGACAGAUGCUGUUCCCCAAUUGGAAAAUUUAAAUGAUCUGAUUGAAAGUAAAUCCAGUUCUAGUUCCAGCUCCAGCUCCUCUGAAGAUGAUGAAAAUGAUGAGAAUAACACUAAAACUAUUAAAAAAGUUUUAUUUACAGUUCCGGAUCCAAAACAGAAGUCUCCCAAGAAGUCUCUACCUAAACCAAAAAUUCAAAAACGAAACGCCAGGUUGACUUCUGAUCAGAUGAAUUUAUCUCCUGCUUUUCGAAAAUUGUUCAAGGAACCUCAAAAUUCUCCGGCCAAGACCAAAAAAAAAGACCACACGAGAUUGGAUAUCAGAAGCCUUGCCUUUUUUUCCAAGAAAAUAACAGACCUAGAUCGGACUCAAAAAGCAGUAAAUACAAAUUAGUUCCAACGUUUUGAAAUUUUUUCCUUUAAUAAAUUUCAGUAUUAUUAAA
Molecule: messenger RNA, 691 nt
Organism: Eurytemora carolleeae
Lineage: Eukaryota; Metazoa; Arthropoda; Copepoda; Calanoida; Temoridae
Exons: 2
Coding region: 67-642 (191 amino acids)
Source: RefSeq, a predicted model, not a curated record